UGAAAAUGGAUUGCUGUUUAUGAAGGGCAUGACCCGGCCCGACAAGUAUUCACAAAACUCUGUCAUCAAUGGCUACUAGCACUAAUUUGCUCUACAAUUUUCCCGCCUUUUCUUCAUUUUCCCCCAUUUCUCGUCAACCCAUUUCCUCAAUUUCAUGCCCUAACUCCUUUAGGCCUGAUUUGUGUAAUCCUAAUAAAACCCCUAAAUCUUGCAGGCUGAAAAUUUCACAGAAGCAGUCAUGGGCACUAAGAUGUGUAAUGUCAGCUUCCGUUGUUUCGUGUUUUGAUGAUAAUGCUGAAGCGGUUCCUGGGUCAGUGAACUCGGUUGAUUCGAAUGAAUCUGCACAGCAGGAAGUUAGUAUCGACUUAAAACUCCCAAGAAGAAGUUUGUUAGUCCAGUUUACUUGUAAUAUAUGUGGCGAGAGAUCGCAAAGGCUCAUAAACAAACUGGCAUAUGAAAAAGGAACAGUUUAUAUUCAGUGUGCAGGAUGCUCACAAUAUCACAGAUUGGUAGACAAUCUUAAUCUUGUGGUUGAGUAUGAUUUUCGAGAGGACGGAAAUGGGGGCCCUGAUGCUGACCAAGUUUGAGAAAGUUCAUUAUGUUUUGGUGUAUAAUAUUGUUAGACAUUGGCACCAUUGUAAUUCAUUACUAUAUAAUUACAAAGCUUAUUGCGAAGGAGAAUUUACGUAAGAACAGGUUAAUAUCAUCUUUAUCUAUCAACUUUCUCUCAGAACUUCCAUUGUGGAUUGUUUCUGUUUAAAGAAAGAAGAGUAAAUAUUUGUUGCUGCAUAAAA
Messenger RNA from Daucus carota subsp. sativus, 794 nucleotides. RefSeq lists its product as uncharacterized. Gene Ontology annotation, molecular function: zinc ion binding; protein-folding chaperone binding. The coding region runs from base 69 to 587 and encodes 172 amino acids. Gene Ontology annotation, biological process: protein stabilization; protein folding; protein import into mitochondrial matrix. The transcript has 4 exons. Gene Ontology annotation, cellular component: mitochondrion. The record is from RefSeq and is a predicted model, not a curated record. NCBI's taxonomy places the organism in Eukaryota, Viridiplantae, Streptophyta, Magnoliopsida, Apiales, Apiaceae.